ACAGGUAACUUACCUGGUUCCUCAUUUCGUCUAUAAAUAGUGAGUGUAAAUAGUAACUUAUAUUCACUUGAAUACCAAAGAUACUUUGAAAAAGUUUCACUUUUGUUUCUCUAAAUCAUCUUAAACUUUUCAGUUUUACCUUUUCAAUCAUGAAUAAAACCAUUAUCGCUCUUUUUGUUGUCUUUGCCUUAAUCGGGGCCAUUUCUGCCUUUGGCUACAAUAGUGGAUACGGACAUGGUUAUGGUCGACCAUCUUAUGGACAUCGUGGUUACUAUGGAUACCCAUCAUAUGGUUAUAACAGACCUUAUGGUCAUCAUGGUGGUUAUGGUGGAUACGGAGGAUACGGAGGAUAUGGACAUGGUUAUCCUUACAGAUACCGAUAUGGAUACUGAUUGAAUCCAAGUUAAUACAAAGCUUACAGUUAAUUUACAGAAUCAUCGCCAUCAACAAUCAUUGAAAAUUCAAUUAAUUUAGUUAAUACAAAGAUCACAAUCACCAAUUCACUCAUACAAACACAUAAUAACUCACCUUAAUUUAUCUGAAAUCAAUCAAUCAAUCAAUCAACAAUCAACAAAGAGACAACAAAAACACCAACAACAACAACAAUUAGACAAGAUUUAACUGUUAAUUUCCAAGGCUCAAAUUGUUAACAAUUUAAUUAAAAUGCUCAACUAGAUGUAAACUGAUUAAUUUGUAGUAAUACAUUUGAAACUGAUGAUGAUUUUUUCUAAUAAAAAGUAAUUAACAAAACAA
This is a messenger RNA of Panonychus citri (citrus red mite), 753 nucleotides long. RefSeq names its product prisilkin-39-like. The transcript has 4 exons. The record is from RefSeq and is a predicted model, not a curated record. Bases 150 to 392 code for a protein of 80 amino acids. Lineage: Eukaryota; Metazoa; Arthropoda; Arachnida; Trombidiformes; Tetranychidae.